AGCCCCAGUGUGCGCCCGAGCGGCGGCUGCCGAGGUUGCCUUGGCUGGAGGCGGCCGGCGGGAGCGGGAGGGCUGGAGGGGCGUGAGAUCGGGAGACCCCUGAAAGACCAGCGACACUUCGGAGCGGUGCCUGGGGAGGCCUGGGGUCGGGGCGCGGGAGAAUUUACUUGCACUCGCAGAGGGAGCGCGCGGGGUUGGUCCCAUGGCCGGGACUCGGAGCCGCGAUCCUGGGGGAGCCUCUGGGAUUUGCCACCUUCUAGGCUGCCUGCUCGCCGGACUGCUCUUCUCACGGACCGUCGCCUUCAAUCUGGACGUGAUGGGCGCCUUGCGCAAGGAGGGCGAGCCGGGCAGCCUUUUCGGCUUCUCUGUGGCCCUGCACCGGCAGUUACAGCCCCGACCCCAGAGCUGGCUGCUGGUGGGUGCUCCCCAGGCUCUGGCUCUUCCUGGGCAGCAGGCGAAUCGCACUGGAGGCCUGUUCGCUUGCCCGGUGAGCCUGGAGGAGACUGACUGCUACAGAGUGGACAUUGACCAGGGAGCUGAUGUGCAAAAGGAAAGCAAGGAGAACCAGUGGUUGGGAGUCAGUGUUCGGAGCCAGGGGCCUGGGGGCAAGAUUGUUACCUGUGCACACCUGUAUGAGGCAAGGCAGCGAGUGGACCAGAUCCUGGAGACACGGGACGUGAUUGGUCGCUGUUUCGUGCUGAGCCAGGACCUGGCAAUCCACGACGAGUUGGAUGGUGGAGAAUGGAAGUUCUGUGAGGGGCGCCCCCAAGGCCACGAACAAUUUGGAUUCUGCCAGCAGGGCACAGCUGCCGCCUUCUCCCCUGACAACCACUACCUUCUCUUUGGGGCCCCAGGCACCUACAAUUGGAAGGGCACAGCCAGGGUGGAGCUCUGUGUGCAGAGCUCAGCGGACCUGGCACACCUGGACGACGGGCCCUACGAGGCGGGGGGUGAGAAGGAGCAGGACCCCCGUCUCAUCCCAGUCCCUGCCAACAGCUACUUUGGGUUGCUUUUUGUGACCAACAUUGAUAGCUCAGACCCUGACCAGCUGGUGUAUAAAACUUUGGACCCUGCUGACCGGCUUCCAGGACCAGCCAGAGACUUGGCCCUGAAUAGCUACUUAGGUUUCUCCAUCGACUCUGGGAAGGGUCUGGUGCGUGCAGAAGAGCUGAGCUUUGUGGCAGGGGCCCCCCGUGCCAACCACAAGGGUGCUGUGGUCAUUCUGCGCAAGGACAGUGCCAGUCGCCUGGUGCCUGAAGUUAUGCUGUCUGGGGAGCACCUGACCUCUGGCUUUGGCUACUCUCUGGCUGUGGCCGAUCUCAACAAUGAUGGCUGGCCAGACCUGAUAGUGGGUGCCCCCUACUUCUUUGAGCGCCAAGAAGAGCUGGGGGGUGCUGUAUAUGUGUACCUGAACCAGGGCGGUCACUGGGCUGGGAUCUCCCCUCUCCGGCUCUGUGGCUCGCCCGACUCAAUGUUUGGGAUCAGCCUGGCUGUCCUGGGGGACCUCAACCAAGAUGGCUUCUCAGAUAUUGCUGUGGGUGCUCCCUUUGAUGGGGAUGGGAAGGUCUUUAUCUACCAUGGGAGCAGCCUGGGGGUUGUCACCAAGCCUUCACAGGUGCUGGAGGGUGAGGCCGUGGGCGUCCGGAGCUUUGGCUACUCACUCUCAGGUGGUCUGGAUGUCGAUGGGAACCAUUAUCCUGACCUGCUGGUGGGCUCUCUGGCCGACACCGCUGUGCUCUUUAGGGCCAGACCUGUCCUCCAUGUCUCCCAUGAGGUCUUUAUUGCUCCACGAGCCAUUGACCUAGAGCAGCCCAACUGCCCUGGUGGCCACUCGGUCUGUGUGGACCUAAGGAUCUGUUUCAGUUACAUUGCGACCCCCAGCAGCUACAGCCCUAUUGUGGCCCUGGAUUAUGUGUUAGACGGGGACACAGACCGGAGACUCCGGGGCCAGGUCCCCCGUGUGACCUUCCUGAGCCGUAGCCCAAAUGACCCCAAGCAUCAGGCCUCAGGCACGGUGUGGCUAAAGCACCAGCAUGACCGAGCCUGUGGAGACACCAUGUUCCAGCUACAGGAGAAUGUGAAAGACAAGCUUCGGGCCAUUGUGGUGACUUUGUCCUAUAGUCUCCAGACCCCUCGGCUCCGGCGACAGGCUCCUGGCCAGGGGCUGCCCCCAGUGGCCCCCAUCCUCAAUGCCCACCAGCCCAGAACCCAGCGGGCAGAGAUCCACUUCCUGAAGCAAGGCUGUGGUGAAGACAAGGUGUGCCAGAGCAACCUGCAGCUGGUCCGGGCCCGCUUCUGCACCCGGGUCAGCGACACGGAAUUCCAGCCUCUGCCCAUGGAUGCGGAUGGGAUGACAGCCCUGUUUGCACUGAGUGGGCAGCCAGUCCUUGGCCUGGAGCUAGUGGUUACCAACCUGCCCUCAGACCCAGCCAGGCCACAGGCCGACGGGGAUGACGCCCAUGAGGCCCAGCUCCUGGUCACCCUCCCGGCCUCACUGCACUACUCAGGGGUUCGGGCCCUGGACUCUGCGGAGAAACCUCUCUGCCUGUCUAACGAGAAUGCCUCCCAUGUCGAGUGUGAGCUGGGGAACCCCAUGAAGAGAGGUGCCCAGGUCACCUUCUACCUCAUCCUGAGCACCUCAGGGAUCACCAUUGAGACCACGGAGCUGGAGGUGGGGCUGCUGUUGGCCACGAUCAGUGAGCAGGAGCUGCAUCCCACCUCCACUCGGGCACGGGUCUUCAUUGAGCUGCUACUGUCCAUUGCGGGGGUGGCCACUCCCCAGCAACUCUUCUUCUCUGGGAUGGUGAGGGGUGAGGCAGCCAUGCGGUCUGAGCGCGAUGUGGGCAGCAAGGUCAAGUAUGAAGUCACGGUCUCCAACCAAGGCCAGUCGCUUAACACCCUGGGCUCUGCCUUCCUUAACAUCAUGUGGCCCCACGAGAUUGCCAAUGGGAAGUGGCUGCUGUACCCCAUGCGAGUGGAGCUGGAGGGCCCUGGGCAGAAAGGACUCUGUUCCCCGAGGCCCAACAUCCUCCACCUGGAUGUGGACAGCAGGGAUCGGAGGCGGCGGGAGCUGGAGCUGCCAGAGCAUCAGGAGUCUCACGAGCAGCCAGAGCCCAGCACGUCCUGGUGGCCAGUGUCCUCUGUUGAGAAGAGGAAGAACAUUACCCUGGACUGCGCUCGGGGCACAGCCAACUGUGUGGUGUUCAGUUGCCCACUGUACACGUUCAACCGUGUGGCCGUGCUGCACGUCUGGGGCCGCCUCUGGAAUAGCACCUUUCUGGAGGAAUACUCUGCUGUGAAGUCCCUGGAAGUGAUUGUCCGAGCCAACAUCACGGUUAAGUCCUCCAUCAAGAACUUGCUGCUCAGAGAUGCCUCCACAGUGAUCCCAGUGAUGGUAUACUUGGACCCCAUGGCUGUGGUGGCAGAAGGAGUCCCCUGGUGGGUCAUCCUCCUGGCUGUCUUGGCUGGGCUGCUGGUGCUGGCACUGCUGGUGCUGCUCCUGUGGAAGAUGGGAUUCUUCAAGCGGGCGAAGUACCCCGAGGCCACCGUGCCCCAGUACCACGCGGUGAAGAUUCCCCGGGAAGACCGACAGCAGUUCAAAGAGGAGAAGACGGGAACCAUCUUGAGGAACAACUGGGGCAGCCCCCGGCGGGAGGGCCCCGACGCACACCCCAUCCUAGCUGCUGAUGGGUACCCCGAGCUGGGCCCUGAUGGGCAUCCUGUGCCAGGCACUGCCUAGCGUCUUCUGUCCCAGCCUGGCCUACGGUCCCCUCCGCUCCUUCCCUGGGUGAAGAGGGGAGAGUGGGUUGCUCAUGUCACAUCAAGAUUUGGCAGGAUCUGCUUCCUCAGGGGUGCAGCCCUCUCCCAUCCGUGAGAACUCCUGCCCCCCCAGCUUUCCCUUAGGCUGCUGUGUGAUGAGAGGGCAUAAAUCAGGGAUAGGUGGGGCUGUGGGGUAGGGUGAGAGGGGCAGGGAGGUCCUGAUGCAAAGGUGGGGAGAAGGGAUCCUAAUCCCCCCUUUCCCAUCACCCUGUAUUAACGGACCCCAAGGACCUGUCUCCCUGAAAGUGCCUUAGCCUAGAGGGUUGGGGAGGAGGUUGUGUCACUGACUCAGGGACUCCUCCCGCCCGAGUCCCCCCUUCCCCAACCUUAGUUCGCUGUAUCAGUCUAGUGGGUUUUGUCUAUUUAUUAAAAAAUAUCUGAGGACAAAA
Molecule: messenger RNA, 4208 nt
Organism: Nycticebus coucang (slow loris)
Lineage: Eukaryota; Metazoa; Chordata; Mammalia; Primates; Lorisidae
Gene: ITGA7
Product: integrin subunit alpha 7
Exons: 26
Coding region: 203-3739 (1178 amino acids)
Biological process (GO): cell-matrix adhesion; integrin-mediated signaling pathway; cell adhesion mediated by integrin
Cellular component (GO): external side of plasma membrane; integrin complex
Molecular function (GO): integrin binding
Source: RefSeq, a predicted model, not a curated record